Varroa destructor (honeybee mite) is the source of this 7584-nucleotide messenger RNA. Its product is annotated as hepatocyte growth factor receptor-like. Gene Ontology annotation, biological process: positive regulation of kinase activity; multicellular organism development; cell migration. Gene Ontology annotation, cellular component: signaling receptor complex; plasma membrane. The record is from RefSeq and is a predicted model, not a curated record. Lineage: Eukaryota; Metazoa; Arthropoda; Arachnida; Mesostigmata; Varroidae. Gene Ontology annotation, molecular function: protein binding; transmembrane receptor protein tyrosine kinase activity; ATP binding.
CAGAAGUAUACCGAAACGCGCGGUUGAAUAACGAUAUUAAGUAAAUCUUAUUUCCGAAGAGGGCCUUGAUGUGCCUGCCACGGGAUUCUUGCAAACGUCAAGACAUGAAUUUACAAUUCGACAUACGACUAUAAAUAACCGGUUUAAAGUUUUGAGUCUUGUAUAUAAUAUUUCAAUUGACAAACGAAGUUCAUAUGGAAGAUUAUACCCUGAAUGUACUUAAACGAUUUCUACAAUACAUAUGAUUCUGUUAGUACUGACGAGCCGAGUCCCUCACCUACAUACGAACCAAUUAAUUGAAUUAGUUGGCGCCUAUGAGCAUCAUUGUCGUGACUAAAAUAAAGGAGAUCGAGCUGUAAUAUAGGAAUUCAGUCAGCAGCGCGGACUACCGUAUUUCAAAAUAAUUUCGCUCCCCUCGGCAACUAUCGGCUGGGAUCGGCAGAUUCUGUCCACGGAAGCAUUUUGAAUAGGCGCAUGGCACUAUUACGACUAUGAGAAAUCCCUGAAGCGUUGCUUACGGAGGAGAGGGCGAUCUUGAUCUCUCCCCAUCGUGAUAAGCGCGCGCACUUGAAGUAACGUUAAAAGUACUACGUCAGUGGGUUUCUGGCGAAGAGUCAGUAUCAUUUAGGUUGUACCCACCGCGCCGUUUGCUAUAGAAUCAAGACGCCUAGACGGAACUAUGUGUCAUUCCUACGAUAUGGCGACACUGAGCAGACAAUGACGCUGCAAGUGUACGAGGUUAGGCAAAAAUAAAUCACAACAGUGCAAUGGGAUACUGGAUAUUGACGGUCUUUUUUCAACGUCUUCUAUGUAUUUCAAUACCUGAAGCACAGAACUUCGGGAACUACAGGCACCGUUAAGUGUUAGGUCCGCACUAUGAGACUGUGAUAAAGAGCCUGUUCGGCCCGAGUUCGCAUUAGAUAAAAACCAUCCAGCUGGACACAGUCAAGUGGUGAGCACUGCGCACAAAGAAAGCUGGGUAUACUCAGGAGAUACCUGGCAGCAGUGCGAAAGGAUUCGUCUCGUUGUUGCGUAGCUGUUAAUGUCAUUCGACUCACUCACGACGGCACCGGCGCGAAGAACUGUUGCGACUGGAGCGCCAUCGGUAGCGACCGACACCAGCAGCCAGAAUCAACGCAGAAGCUGGAGCGGGCGCUCAUAUCAGCAGAACUCGCGAGAAUGCGAUCACCCGCAGCAAUAGCGACUGCAGGCAGAACACGACGCGACUAAGCGUCAGCCGAGACGAAAGGAUCCCUGAAGUGAAAAGUAGUGGCAGUCGGUGGUAGCCGUAAUUCUAAAGAGAAGGAUCGUGGUAGCUACGUUGACUGGCGCUGCUAACAGUGGCCGUGUUGAUCGCAGCAGCGGUCGUCACGCUGACGGACGGCUGAUUCUAGCAGCGGUACUGCUGGUGGGGCACUGGCGCUGGUUAAAAGGUACAACAACAGGUUGCGCUGCUUUGUAACUGCGUAAGCGUAUGCCUCAAGUAGGGAUCGCCAUUAGGGCCAUACGACGAUGAAGUCGAGAAAAAGAGACCAAAGGAUACGGGAGGGCGAGGUAACCGAAGAUUUUGUUGAGUGUGGAAAACGGCGACACCUGGUGUCAUCACAUUCAGCAUCUGUGUUGCCCAGCGUACGGCAUACGUUAUUGACGUCUGGGACAUCACGAGACAAUCGGACUCGUAAGUGUAGAUAUGUACAGUUUCGCAGUUACGGUGUCACCGAUCGUCACGCCCGGUGGCGAGUGUCGCCAAUACAAGGUGUACUUCAGCUAGGGAUUUUUCUCGUAACGCUAUUAGGGGCAUUCUGGGUCACAAUGGGCCUCAGCGAAAGUCGAGAGCCAAUUCGAUUGCGGCAUGUUGGUGUCAAACUAGAUAAAGUGGCUGCUCUAUCAGAUGGAACGAUAUGGGCUGCAGGAAAUGGUCAAGUGUUCCUUUACGACGAAAACACCGGAAGGUGGAUCAGCAAGGCUACCGUAUCAGCGCCCGGAACACCUGCCGUUACAAUUGGACGUGCAGAAAUUAAUGGAAGCACGCUUGUUGAGGUCGGUGUCGUAUGCUUUGCUGUAAAUCGCGGACUGUGUUCUAUAAUGGUACACGAUAAAAACAACAGUACGAUUCGUGUUGUUCAACUCGACAAAGACAACUUUAGAAAUCACGGUUCUAACUUUAGCUUGAUUACUCCAUUAGAACACCAUUCAAAAGGCAAGCCCGUACUGUUCGCCGUCAGCAAGGAUUUCGACACAGCGAAUGAGUCGCCGCUAAGUCUUCUGCAACUACAGGACGAUGAUCUAAGCGACCAGUCAACCAUAAAUAAGCCACCGCGUGGAUUUGCGCCCUACAUGGAAUUAAGGAACGGCUACUCGAUGAUGUUCGAAAACAACCUCAGACCGACGAUUAAAUACCUGCAUGCGUUCCAAUAUAAUGGUUUUGCCUUCGUUGUGACAGUCCAGCCGAUGAUUACGAGUAAUACCAAAGCGGUUAUGAAAUACGUAAUAUUUGAGACGCGAGUGGCGCGUUUCUGCCUAGACAACAAAAGCAUGAAAUCAUACACGGAGAUACCGAUAAGUUGUAAAACGAAUGACAGACGAUACGAUGUUGCGGCCCACGCUCGACAUAUUAUUCGCGGCUCCAAUUAUACGCUUCUAGUCACAAUGGGUGAGGCAGAGAAAAACGUGCCAUAUCCAUCCAUCGCGAAACCGUCGGCCCUAUGCGCUUUUAACGUGGAUAGCUUGAGCAGCAAAUUUAGUGAGACGACCAAGCACUGCAGAGAAGCCGCGCGUGCAGACAUUGUCAGGCAAAGUAAUUACUAUCAGAAGCAUGAUCCGAGAAUUCCAAUACAAUGCCAGCAAUCAUUAGAGAAAUCCGAAUGCAAUCCUAAAGAAAAUAAGUACAUCGUAGGAAUGAGGACUUUUGAAGGCAAUGUUGUGUUCGCGUCGCAACGCAAAAAUCCACCCGAUGUUACUUAUAUAUACAAUCGUACCCGAUCGGAAGGAGUUCCCGUUGGAACCCUCACCACAUUUGAGGUCGAAGAACCUGAAGGGCCUAUCGAUUCUGAGCCAAUCUACAUAUGGGUAGCUGAUCAUCAGGACCAAGUACACCGAGUGCUAAUCACAUCUACAUUUGCGAUUCACCUUGUAACUGUCGACACCAAAUUUCUCAAGAGACAAAAUACGGAUUUGCGGGACGCUGUGUAUAGCAGUGAAGUCAGAGACUAUCUUGGUUCGAUAACUGAAUCUGCACACUCUGCAGGUCGAAUCCAUUUUCUAAAACAGGACGAGGUUUUAGAGAUCGACACGCGUGAUACGUGUGCAUUCUAUCUGAAUUGCGGCGACUGCCUAAAUCCGCACCAAAUUACCGAUGGAAUUGUCGGCUGUGAGUGGAAGAACGGUCGAUGUACUCCGGGUAAAGGGAACAAUCAUUGUGCUCCUUUUGUCGACAUAAAGGAAAGCGGUCCAUUCGAAGGUCCUGAUGAAGGUGGCAAUAACCUUAUAAUAAAAGGUUUAGACUUCGGCAACCCCGCCUAUCCAAUCCAAAGCACAAUGCCGGUAAAAAUUGGAAACAAAGCUUGCGCAAUUAAAGAGUGGAGUAAUUCGUCUAUAACGUGUGAAGUACCAGGCCGUGACACGACCCUUUCACAAAACAAGGUGGAAGUUCUUCUGCAAGUUCGUGAUUUCAAAAUGGACGAGCGUUUGAAGAACUACCAUAUUUCAUCUGAGGGAUAUAAACAAAUAGCUACAUACACAUAUUACCCGGUCAAGUUUUACGGUGUGUUUCCAUCAUUCGGACCAGAUACGGGAGGGACAAAAUUAACCUUGAUAGGUGAAAACAUUGGAUACAAUGAUAUGCGAAUCCCACCCAGUGCACUAAUAGGGACAAAUAACAUUACGAAUAUCCAUAUUUGUGAUACGUUCGUUGUCAUCAAUCGGACGCAUCUGACCUGCAACACGACAACCUUCCCGACUGGCAUCACGGAAAGAAGGCUAAAUUUGUCACUGGAGAUUUCUAAAGUAGCUUAUCCAGCAAACGGAACUAACAAUACGACCGAGCUCUUUCAGUAUAUUAACAAUCCGUCCGAAAUCGAAGUCGACGGAUCAUCAAAGCUGCACUACUUCUUCACAGGAGGACGUGCGUAUCAGAUUGUUUUCAGAGGAGAACAUCUAGACGCAUCGGUUGAGCCCCAUAUCAACAUUAAAUUAUAUGGCGAUAAAGUCAUAACUGCUAACUGUCGUGCCCCCAAUAAAACGACUGUGAUGUGUAAAGCGCCAUCGCUAGUCGAUCACGACAUCUACUUGUCCAAUCAACCUAUCCACGCCGGUAUGGAAUUACAGUUCGACGGAUUUCUUUAUAAGAAGAUUCGCUCACAACUAACCUAUUACCCGAACGCAACAAUUUUUGGCAAUAACAUUGAGCAAGCCGUGGCUAGUCCGACCGGUGAGACGCGUAUUACAAUCCAGGGAACUUAUCUUUCUCCACUAGACAAGAACGACAUUAUCGUUCAAGUUGGCGAUAGACCUUGUGAGGUAAACAGCAUUAUCGAGACAACAGUCGUCUGUACUGCACAGCUUGAACCAGGAAGUCAUCCUGUUUACGUCACAUUAAACAGUACCGACCUCCUCGCCAGAACUUACGAAGCUGAGGUAAAAGUCAUAGGACACUCCGCAAGUUUGGAUGGGAGUGUUACUUUUGCUGUUAUAGGCUCUAUUCUAGCACUGAUUGUCGUAGUCUUAUUGAUUAGCCUUUAUUAUUUCUGUGUACGGACGAAAAUUGAGAAAAUUGAGCCUACAGUCGCUUUUACACCUGAAAAUGAUGGCUAUCUCAACCCAGAUAGUGAACGCCUUCUCGCCACAAUUCCACCUGACCCAGAGAUCAUCCAGCAACUUUCAGAUUGGGAUCUCCUGAUGGACUUUUCGUGUAUUCAAGUUGGCGCGUUGAUUGGCAAAGGUCAAUUCGGCUGUGUCUACCGAGGAGUCCUGAAACGCGACAAGAUUAGUGAUGAAGAAGCUGUGGCUAUAAAAACCCUACAACAACGAGGCUAUACUACGAAUGACGCUAACGUAUUUCUUAAGGAAGCACUCCGUAUGAAAGAUUUCAAUCAUCCGAACGUGUUAUGCCUGAUAGGUGUGAGCUUCGACAACAACAAUGCAACUGAUCCCAUGAUCAUUGUGCCGUAUAUGGCUAACGGCGAUCUGCUGAUGUAUAUCCGAAAUCAAGAUAAUACGCCAACUGUCAAGGAUCUCAUCACGUUCGGUGCAAAUAUUGCCCAGGGCAUGUCGUACCUUACGUCGCAGAAAUUUAUCCAUCGUGAUUUGGCUGCACGAAAUUGCAUGGUUGGGGAAGACAUGAUUGUGCGAGUAGCCGAUUUCGGCCUUUCGCGCGAUGUCUACGAAACUUCUUACUACUCAAGUGAUAAUGCUAAAACCAAGCUUCCAGUAAAGUGGAUGGCUCUGGAAAGCCUGAUAUCUGGCCAUUAUUCUCACAAGUCCGACGUGUGGUCGUUUGGCGUAGUAUUGUGGGAGCUGAUGACCCGUGGAUGUCAGCCGUAUCCCAGCGUCGACAAUUGGGAGGUUCAUCUUUGGCUAAAAGAGGGCCGACGUAUGCUACAACCAGCGUUCUGUCCUGAUGCCCUUUACAAGAUCAUGCUCUCGUGUUGGCAUGAAGACCCAGAAAAACGGCCAACGUUUUCUCAGCUGGUCAAGGACGUACCAAACAUCAUUCACACAAUAGAAAUGUCCACACGCAAUGCCGUGCCACAAUAUGUAAAUGCAUGAUAAUUGAAACCAUACCUGAUAUUAGUACUAGUAUUGGGGUUUGAAAAAUCCUAGUGGGCAAAAAUGUCAAAAUAGUAACAGACGUCUUAUACGAAAAAUAAGGAUAAGCAUCGGCUAAAUAGUAGGCAUAAAUGCAUUAACAAACAAACUAGACAUCUCAAACUUCGAAUGGAUCAUCCAACAAUAGUCGAAAUCUAAUUAGGUAAAAUGCCAUUAGAACCAAUACCAUGUCAGAUCCCUCGUCCACAAUGGAAUCGAUCUCUUGAGGGCCAUCGAGACAACACAGUUAUGAUUAAGAUCAUACCGCAUGAUUAUGUAUUUAUUAUUCUAGCUUAUUCAAGCCAGUGGACGACCAGUAACACGCUAGAUAGACAUAUGCAAGUAAAGCAUGUUCACAGUUAUUAUAGGUACAUUAGGCCUCCUAAUGGAUCCUUUUAGAAAAUAAGCCAUUAUAGACGAGACGUGUCCGUCGUUAGAAUACAGUUAUAACACAGGUGCAUUUACAAGUAUUACAUGAAAAUCAUAACAUAUAUAUAUAUAUAUAUAUAUAUAUAUGUAAAAAAAGUCAGCAGAGUGUAUGUUCAUCCAAGUCACCAAUCUUUUAUCAUUCAUCGUUAAUAUGAUCCUCCACCAUUACUUGUUAAUAAAUCUUCAAAAUAGCCUACCCAGGACAAAUAGUCAAUUCCACAAAAACAAAAAAAAAAAUAUUUUACACAAAAGUAUUAUAGUAGAGCUAUUGGUUAAUCAAGGUUGUUUUAAACAGCGCCAGCCUAAAUUUCAGGGAUAAAUGGUAAGGACCAUUAAAAAAGACCAGAUAAAUGGUAACCUUCCGCCCACCUAGUCAUAAUAAUCAGCGUUGUCAAAUCUCUGGAAAUUCAGCCAGCUUGUUCUGUGCAAAUUCAGUCAUUUAGUAAUAGCUGUCGCCUGACGUGAUGUCCACUAAUCGUAAAUAUUAUACCUGAUCUGACAAAUGUGCCUCGCUUUCUAUAUGUAAAUAUUUUGAUUUAUCUCUACAGAAAUGAGCUUUUACUAACUUGCAAAUGAUCGAUAUUGAAAAACUUAUUCGUGUUAAUUUAUCAUUGGUUUGGAUCUAGGUCAGCAUCUGAAGGAAAACUGUAUCUUGUUUGUCAGAUCGCUCACAAACAUUUUAAUUAAUUAUGAAAAUGUUGACUCGAUACCUGUUAUCAUAUCAGUCACCGCAGCUCUCGUUAGUCAUAGAUGUGUAGUACUGCGCCGACUUGUAAAUCCAUAUAUACAUAGAUAUGUCUAAGCUUGCACCUAUUUAUUGUUUAGCUAUUGCGUUGGCUCAUCGUGACGAAAACAAUGUGUCGUUGGAUUUGUUCUUUUUCCUUUUAACUAUUUCUAUUUAAUAAUUCACGAUGCAGGACGUAUGCUACGAGAACGUCAUGAAAGAGAUUAUCGUAAUUAGAAAGAAUAUGUUUGAAUAACAAGCUUUUGUCUAUAUGUAAUAUUAUGGCUAAAUUACGAAUUAAAAUAUUGCAAACGAUUGCAAAACUGGAACAUUCUGAUUUCUGCUGAUUAAACCUUUUUUUUUUCGUUUUUUUUUUUAUAGAGUAAAGAUGCAUACUUGAACCAUUUCAUAAAAUAUUAGUACUUUGUGCAAAAGCCAUUGAAUUACAUAAAUUGAUAUGUGCAAACAAUCUGUUAAUAUUGACGAGCAAAUUGAUAAAAUACCCUGCACUAUUCUUUCUGAUAGUAUUUUAAAAACAACGAAAUUCGAAUUUUCGUUGUACAGGAAACAAAUGCAGUCUAUCUAUCUAUAUAUAUAUAUGAAUUGAUUCCUCAUAAUAAAAAGGA